AUGAUCUUCCUUCCUUCUCUCCUAGCCCUGAGCUUUCUAGCCUCAGUUGACGCCGCCACAUCCUCGGGCUGCGGCAAACAACCGACCCUCACCAAUGGAGUCAACAAUAUCAAUGACCGCCAGUACAUCCUCAAGGUCCCCGACAACUACGACCCCAACAAACCACAUCAACUCAUUUUCGGCCUCCAUUGGCGAGGCGGAAACAUGAACUCUGUCAUCGACGGUCAGAGUGUUCAACCUUGGUACGGUCUCGAAAGCAGAGCACAAGGCAGCGCAAUCCUGGUAGCCCCCAAUGGCAGGAACGCCGGCUGGGCCAACACCAACGGCGAAGAUGUAUCCUUCAUAGACGCCAUCAUCAAGCAAGUUGAGGAUGACCUCUGCGUGGACUCCAGUUCUCGCUUCGCGACGGGAUUCAGUUGGGGCGGGGGAAUGAGCUAUGCGCUUGCUUGUUCGCGGGCGAAGGAGUUCAAGGCAGUGAGUGUGCUGAGCGGUGGGGUGAUCAGCGGGUGUGAUGGUGGCAAUGAUCCUAUUCCUUAUUUGGGUAUUCAUGGGAUCAACGACCCAGUGCUGCCCUUUGACGGGGCGUGGGUCUGGCGAAUAAAUAUCGGUAAACCUGAGUCCGGGAGCAACGGUUUUGUUCGAACGGACUUUGAAGGAUGCUCCAAGCCAGUUUCGUUUAUUGCCUAUGAUGGAGGACAUGACGCUGCACCCCUUGGCGUUGGUAACAAUCUUGCUCCGGAUGCGACUUGGGAGUUUUUCAUGGCUGCUUGA
Penicillium cosmopolitanum is the source of this 771-nucleotide messenger RNA. Its product is annotated as CE1 family esterase. Gene Ontology annotation, molecular function: feruloyl esterase activity. The coding region runs from base 1 to 771 and encodes 256 amino acids. The transcript has 2 exons. The record is from RefSeq and is a predicted model, not a curated record. Lineage: Eukaryota; Fungi; Ascomycota; Eurotiomycetes; Eurotiales; Aspergillaceae.